Molecule: messenger RNA, 8526 nt
Organism: Hippoglossus stenolepis (Pacific halibut)
Lineage: Eukaryota; Metazoa; Chordata; Actinopteri; Pleuronectiformes; Pleuronectidae
Product: R3H domain-containing protein 2
Exons: 27
Coding region: 4102-7299 (1065 amino acids)
Molecular function (GO): nucleic acid binding
Source: RefSeq, a predicted model, not a curated record
UUUGGUUUUUUUACUCAAAUAGUUGAAGAAGUCUAACGUUUGAUAUUUCAUAAUUAUCAGGAAUUCGUUUUUUUUGCAGGAUGCAUGAAUAACUUUCUUCAUGCUUCAUACACCUGUAGAACGUGGGAUUUUAUAUGUUGGAGUUAAUCUACUUGCGUUUACUCUAUUUAUAUCAUAUGAUUAAGUAUUUCUACAAGCCAAAAUGGUGACAGUGGUUUUAUUACUAUAUUUUACAGGCAGAUAAAAUUUAAAUAGUCAGCGAUUAUCCAGAAAGACAUGAUCAGUGCGUUUAUUUGUUAGCCAGGUAUCCAUAUCUGCCUCUGUCUCUGAAUCUCUGUUUGCAGCUGCAGAAGCAGAAGAGUGGCUUUUUCUAGAGAGAUUUGAAAAGCUAUUUAUAGAUCUCUGCCAGAGCACCAAGCACUGUGCUGUUGCUGCUGCUCCUAUCUCUCUCUUCUCUUAACCACUCCUGUAUCUCCAUGUCUCUAUCUUCAUUUGUCCCUCUCCUUUCCACGUUCUCUUUGUUUUCCGAGCUUCUAUUCUCUUACUGUUUUCACCGCUUUUCAAUCUUCUGCUUCCAUAUCUAUCGUUCAUUGCUAGCUUUUGAUGUAAAUUAUUGAUCAGAGCAGGAGGGAGGGGACUGGUUGCUUGGCAGUAAGUCUGGCCUCAGAUUGGAUAUAGGUGCGUGAGUGACUUCGGACUCAUUGCUGCAAACCUGGAGGGUUUUCGCAUGACGGUUCAAAGGAAGAGAAAACAGAACAAAUGUGUCACAUGUUGAAAUUCACCAUUGGAUCACAGGAUUCCAGCAGGGGUUCACAAAGCAUCUGUUUUGUUUUCAGGUAUAGAUUUAUUACUUGUAUGACAAGAAGCCGAAUUUAUUAAAACGUUUGGGCCAAAACAGGCUUCAUUUAACCUAUGCCUGAUCCAAAGUCCAUUAAGAAACUAGUUAGUUCCAAACAAUCUUAUUUAGUAAUGACUUUUAUGGGCCUGUUUGAACAUAUUCCAUGUAAACUAGAAUGACACUCAGUAGAGCACAUACCUCUGCCAAGGCCCAACAGUCCCCUUAAAUUUAAACCACCUGAACAUUUCACAAACGCAUAGAUAUCAGUUCCCUAAAUGUGCCAAAUUUUUUAAAAUCAAGAUCCAUGAAUUAUUCCCUGGGGAAAUGGUGAAUAUGUUAAAAAAGGCCCCAGAUGAUAAAGAAAGUAAAAACAACUAAGACAAGUCCUUCAUUCACCCCCUGAUUCGGAUCUGCACCAAAAUUGAAUGGGUUGUUUCCUGAUCCAAACCACAUCCUUCCACCAAGUUUUGGGGAAAACCGUGCAUUACAAACAAACCAAGAAACAAACGGACAGGGGUGAAAACAUGACUUCCUUGGUGGAGGUAAGAACUAUUUCCCAGUGUUUCCUAAUAGCUUUAACUCAGUUAUAUGAUGCGUGUAGUGACUGAAGCACCUUGUCAGGUAACUGUGCUCACGAACGGUUUAUCUGUGAUAUCUCUGGCCACUGAUCCUUGCUCAGCUCAUCCCUGUUCUCUACCUGUCUACUAAGCCCUUUAAUGUCUUCUCUUACUGUCCUGUAAGAGACUACAUGGCUGCCCAGAUGCAGAAGCUGUUGGACUUGGAUUGAGGCAUUAGGUGGCAUUAGUGUUUGCUUUCCCAUUUAUUCCAAUCAUGUGGUCAGUGUGAGACUAACAGGCCAUGCUACAAUUGCAGUCAUUGUUUUUCUUUUUUCAUUUCAACAUGGCUAGGUAUUUUCAUACGAAAAAGAGAUUUGUCCAUUUCAAAUGAUGUUACCAUCACUACCCACAUACUUCCGUGCGUCAUGCGUUGUCAUGGUGGUUAAGUAAUGUCAAAAGUAGAGGGCAGAGCAGAGUUGAGAAUUUCUGACAACGACAAACGUGGCAAAGGUGCAGGAAGUUUUGAUUAUGUACCUCUCAAGAAAAGGGCAAAGGCGGCUAGUUUGUCCAUUUGCCCGGGCAAAGUAAUGCCUGCAGUUUUUUACCAACUCGCAAAGUCUCUUCCUAAAAAGUUCUGCCAUUGUUGAACUUUCUUCCUUGUGUUCUAUUGUCACCUCGCUUGAACCAUUGGCUCCAGUGCCCAAACGAUUUCUGGAGGUACUGCUCUGUUUUGUCUUUCAUCUGUGUCCAUACGCUUUCAGAGGACGUGCACAAAUAUGGCCAAAAUGAACGGAGAUUAGGUCAGGAGGCUCAGUCCAUUUCUGUAAAGCGAAGCAUAAAUUAGCCUUAAGGAUAGAAUGGAACGACGAUAGAAAAUAGUUUUCUUGUUCCCGUGCGUCCGUCCGUCAAUUGAUCCAUCUCCUGCAUCUGCUAUAUUUUGUGCCAUCAUCUUACAAGAAAACAAGAUUUUAGUGGAAAUUCAAUGCAAUGAUAAGUGAUGAACAUAUUUUCUGAUGUACAUAAUUUAUGCAUUGACUGAUUGCACUAAUAAAGACUACUCUGGAUAUGUUUACUUAAAUGUAAGUCAAAGCUGGAAAGCUGUGUAACGGCAACAUAUUUUGCUAAGUGCCUAAUAAAGCCUGGUCACACGUUGUAAUCUCAAAAAGUCAGCUAUGUAUGAGGCAGACAUCCCUGGACUUCAGCCACCUCAUGUAGAGUUCCCUACUGACAUUUCCUUUGAUUCUGAACUUUUGACUGCCUCCACUGCAUCUUUCAGCUGACGUUUGCAGUGAGGGGGCUACAGGCAGAAGAUGCAAAUACAUCAUCUUGUGGGAUAAGGGUUUUUCCUAGCUAAUGAGGUGGUUUUAUUAUAUUCCCCCUCCAGCUUCCCUUCAAAACCCUCAUGUUUAGAUUUUUUACACUUUAACCAUUGUAGCAGUGCUCUGUUUCUCCAACAGCUGUCACUACUUUAAGCUCAGUGUGUCCUGACACUGUCUAUAGAUAAUGUCCUCAUACAUUCCCAUGAAAUAGACAGAUGAAUGGUGACCUGGACUAUUCUGUCCGUCUGCAGAUGGAGCCUUGUAUCUUUCUUUCUUUCUUUUUUUAAGGAUACCAAAUUUGAAAUUAUGGUCGUGGAAGAAUAAAUCUAUUUACGGUGGUCUCUCUUAAAAGUAUCCUGCUGUUGUGUCAAGUGACAUACUGGCUGAUCCAAGCAGCCCUUUAAACAGCUGGGCUUCUUGCAAGCCCUGGGUUGGCUGUCAUUGCAAUUAUAUUGUUACACAGAAGCAGAGUGCAAACAAGAUAUGUAAGAGCGAGAGAGAGAGGGAGAGAAUCCACACAGAAGGGAGGGUUGGAGGAGAAGGGAGCGGUGCGAACUGUGCGCAUGAUAGCAUGAGAGCAGGAGAGAGAGGGAGCCAGCCAGCAAGCAAGCAAGGCUUACUGUUUCCCUUUACCGCUUGUGCUUCAUUCAGAAAAAGAAAGGGGGCAGUCAAAAUAGUGUUCCUCACCAUUUUUACAUGAAACCCAUCAGCACAGACAGAGCCUUUGAUUACGACAGACAGGAAGGAAACAGAGCAAGUGUGACGAUGGAGAAAGUAGAAUGAGCUGAAGAAAGUGACAGAGUGAAACACUCCUGAAUCUCAGCUGUUUACAUGGUGGAGGAAAUGGAAUUUAUUCAUCUGUACUACCUAGCAAGAUAAAACUAAUGUCAGCGUUGUCUUGGUCCAGAGCUGCUUCGGGUCCUGCUGCUGCUUCUCCUGCGAUAAUGUGCUUUUAUCUGUGAGACACCUGAUCCGACUUGGCUGGAUAUCCACGGAGCUGAGCUCUAAAUACAGGCUCCUGACAGGAGGACAGACCAUGCUGCUGCACUGAGCCGGAGGGAGAGAAAAGAGAGAGCCCUCAGAGGACCGCUGACGUGGUGGCUGGCCUGUUUUUGUGCCCCUCCCCCUUAUCUGACGGCUGUCUUCUCAGUUCACCCUAUUGCUCUCCACCCCGAGGGCUAAGGCUUGCUAUGGACGUUGCUUUGCCCCCUGCUGCAGCCCUGCACAGUGCCCUACCUUAGUGGGUUCCCCUCUUCUUCCUGUGUGUGGUUCCCAUCCAGACUCACUGUACAGAGUCCAGCACAGAUCUGGUACCACCUAAAGCCACUCCUGGGUCCUCCACCCAACCCCCUCCCCUACUCCCACCCUCCCCCCCUCCCCUAAGAAGAUGUCGGUGAGCCUGACAACAGACAUCCAGCAGGAGGGAGAGAGUGGGCUUCUCAUCGAGCCCUGCAGUCGAGGCAAGACCUCCCCUCAACCACAGGGCACUAAGGAGGGGACAGGGGAGGGCCUGGAGCCUGAGGAUAGCUCCUUACAGGAUGCACAGAAACGAGGUCCUAACCAUAGCCAUGGCAGGAAAAGGCCCAAGUCUAAUGCCAAACUGAAGCUGGUACGGAGUCUGGCAGUGUGUGAGGAGUCCUCUGGUCCAUUCUCCAAUGAUGGACCUCCAGAAUCGGAUAUCAUCCAGCUUCACAUCAGCUGUCCAUCAGACAAGGAGGAGGAGAAGUCAUCGAAGGAUGAAUAUGAAAAUGAUGACAAGGAGAAGAAGGACAAGACUCCACGAAAGAUGCUCUCACGUGACUCCAGUCAGGAAUACACCGAUUCCACGGGCAUUGAUGUUCACGAGUUUCUGGUCAACACACUGAAAAACAACCCCAGGGAUCGAAUGAUGCUGCUCAAACUAGAACAAGAUAUCCUGGAGUUCAUUAAUGACGACAAUAACCAGUAUAAGAAGUUUCCACAGAUGACGUCUUAUCACCGUAUGCUGCUGCACCGUGUGGCUGCCUACUUCGGCAUGGACCACAAUGUGGAUCAGACGGGCAAAGCUGUGAUCAUCAACAAGACCGGCAACACACGCAUCCCUGAGCAAAGGUUCUCUGAACACAUCAAGGAUGAGCGUAAUAUGGACUUUCAGAAGAAAUUCAUCCUGAAGAGAGAUGAUGCCAGCAUGGACAAGGAUGAUAAUCAGAUCCGUGUGCCACUGCAGGACGGGCGGCGUAGCAAGUCAAUUGAAGAGCGAGAAGAGGAGUAUCAGCGAGUACGAGACAGGAUCUUUGCCCGAGAAGUGUCCUAUUUUUUACAGUCUUCUCAAAAUGGAUACAUCAACGACAGCAGACUUUCCACUGAGGGCUACUGCUCUAGCUCUCAAAAGAGGAGGCAGAUCUUUAGAGGGAAUCGUGAGAGCUCCAGUCGGGCUUCUAGCAGUCGUCAAAGCAGCACAGACAGUGACAUGAAGUGCCUGGAGCCACGGCCCUGGAGCAGCACUGACUCAGACAGCUCCAACCGCACCCUCCGGCCACCCGUCACUAAGGCCAGCAGCUUCUCUGGCAUAUCCAUUCUCACCAGAGGGGAUAGCCUCGGCAGCAACAAAGGCUCACAGGGAAGCUGCAAAGGCUCUCGAUCUGGCCUGUCCCUAGUCAGUCCUGACGUGUGUCCCCCACCCGCAGCCUCCCAGUCCAGUCGUAGCCUGCUUCCCUGCCCAUCACAACAGCCACAGCAGCCACAGCCCCAGGUUCAGCCUCAGACUGCCCUGCUGCCCACCCCACAGCAACACCCCAUGGGAAACCACAUGAUCGCUCAGCCGGUGGCAUCUCUGCAGCCCUCUCAGCCUGUCUCCUACUCCAGCCCUUCCUGCCCCCAGGUUCUCCUGCCAGUUUCUCCUCCCCAGCAGUACACAAUGGGAGAAGAGCUGGCGCCCCAGUUCACCCAGAUGACGCUGAGUCGGCAGGGGUCCAGUGAGAACCCUGAGCCUCAACCUAUGUAUCAGGCUGCUCCCACGGUGAUGUCCCAGCACCCCCCUCCACAGACCGGCUAUAUCAUGGCAACCACAGGCCAGCCUAUGCAGCCUCCGUCUGGGUACCAGCCUGCCACUGGACACCCUCAUCCUCCACCUCCACCACCCCCCCCAUCGCAGCCUGUAAUGCAGGCUCCACCGCCCCCACAAGGCUACAUGCAGCCCCCUCCACCGCAACAGAUACAGGUGGCAUACUAUCCUCCUGGUCAGUAUCCCAGCUCAGGCCAGCAGUACCGUGUGCCCCAGCCCAUGUCUCACCAGGUGUCUUAUCCUGCCCAGCGCACACAACCUAUGCCUCAGCCCACACAGCAGUCAGGUAUCCAGACGAUGAUGCCCAGCCAGCAGCCGAGCUACCAGAGCAUGAUGGGUGUGCAGCAGCCCCAAAACCCUGGUCUGCUCAAUUCCCAGAGGGCAGGCAUGGGAGGACAAAUGCAAAGCAUAAUGGUCCAGUACCCACAGAUGCCAUCAUAUCAGGUGCCUGUGGGAAAUGAAAAUCAGCAGGUGGUGCAGCAGCAGUACCAGCAGCAGGUGAUGGUACCAGUCAGCCAGUCUGUGCAGGGGCCCAUGCCUGUCUACUACAGUGUUAUCACACCCACACAGCAGAAUAGCACAAGCCCGUCGGUGGGUUAUCUGCAGCCCAGCAAUGAACAGUAUCAAAUCACACAGUCACCAUCCCCCUGCAACCCCCAGCAGUUGCAGCAGCAAUAUUCAGGAGUUCCCCCUCCUGGGCCUGGGGUGAUGGUCAUGCAGCUCAGCGUCCCCAAUGGACCACAGCCUUCCCAGAAUCCUCCGCUGGUUCAGUGGAACCCAUGCAAGUACUACAGCAUAGAGCAGAGACCCAGCAAGCCAGGAGAGCUCUACAAACCUGACAACACUCCACAGGCCAGUACCCAGCUGACAAGUCCCCUGGCCUCCCCCACUCAGUCGCCCACCCCAUCUCCCUCCGGCAGUGUCAGCAGUGUCUGUCCAGGCCUUGGACCAUUACCCCUCAUUACCCAGUUUCCCCGGCCAGGAGGACCAGCCCAAGGUGACGGGCGCUACUCUCUGUUGGGGCAGCCUCUCCAGUACAGCCUUUGUCCGCCUGGCCUCAUACAUGGCCAGUCCUCCUACAGCUCCCAUCAGGGCCAAGGAGUAAUGAAACACGGGUCACGAGGAAAAAAACAAACACUCAAAUCUGCAUCUACAGAUCUCGGCACCACUGAUGUUGUGGUGAGUCGAGUACUCGAGGUAACGGACCUGCCGGAGGGGAUUUCACGCCCAGAGGCUGAAAAGCUCUUCAACCAGCUGUCAAUGUGCGGUGCCAAGAUCCAGUGGCUGAAGGAGCCCCAGGGAGGCCGCGGAGGAGCGGGGGGCUGCGGCCCCUGUCCCGGCGCAGGGCCUUCCAGUAUGGGAGCGAAGUGCGACGGCCACGACCCAGCUCACCUCUACACAGUAGUGGCAGUGUUUCCCAGCACCAUGGCCGCCCAGAGUGCUUCCUUCAAACUCAACAACAGCGGGGCCAGCCUCUUCAAACUGAGGGCCGCCAAAAAGAACUAUGACCUGCGCGUGCUGGAGAGAGCCAGUUCUCAGUGAAAGAAAACGAGAGGGGGAGGAGAGAAAGAAAGUGACAGAGACAGAAAGAAAGAGAGACUCUUGGUGGAUUGGUGGAAAAGGAAGGAGGACUGAGGGGGACUGCUCUUAGUGUACAAUUCAAAAGCGAGAAAAGAAAAAAAAACUUGAGUUAAAUUUAUAAAAGGGAAGAAGGUGUGAAUCAGGAGGUGGCUGGUGAUCGGUUGCAAUUAUGAUUUUGUCGUUUGUUUUUAUUCAUUGUUUUUGUUUUGUAUUUAUAUAGCAGAAGAGCACACAAGACACGUGAGCAUGUGUUUCACUGUUGCCGUGGAAUGUGUGCUGCCAUUAUACAAUAACAUGCAAUCUCGCACACACACACACACACACACACACACACACACACACACACACACACACACACAUCAUCCCAGGAGACAAACACAGGCAACAGGGUCACGUAGCACAUAACAAAAACACACUGGACAGUCGACCUCAGUCAAACCUUUUCCUCCUCUUCCUCCUCACCCCCUCUGCUCUCCAACCCUUCGUCCUUUUUCUGCCUCCACUUUCUCUCCUCCCUUCACUCUCCGUCACCCAGCCGUCUGCUAAUCUCACAUAUUUAUACAUUUUUCAUACGCACAGUUGCGCGCUCUCUCGCUCUCUCUCUCACUCUCUCUUGGCCCUCCCUCGCCGCUGCUCCCUCUUUUCUUGCCAUGUGUCAUAUCUCCGCUCCUCUGUCCCUCUCAUGUACGCUCUGCUCUCUCUCCUCUCUUGCUUUCUGUUUGCCUUACUGCUGUUGUGGGUUUCUGUAUUGCGCUGUUUUUUGUUUUUUUUCUGAGAUUUUUUUUCCUUUUUUGGGGUUCAAUAUAUUUAUAUAAGUGAUGUAAGGAAUAAAAGAAAUCUAUAUAUUCAGUGAUUUUUUUCUUUCUUUUCCUGAGUGACAAAAGUUUAGGCCUUCCUUUUAUCCUUUACUCCUCUCCUCCUCUUCAUCCCCUUAUUCUCCUCUUCGGCCCUCUACCUCACUUCCUCUGUCCUCUAUCCCACAUCCUCCUCCUCCUCCUCCCCCCCCCUCGCUCCACCCCGACGCCCCACUGUGUUUGCGUUUUUUUGUUGACAGCUGUGCAGAACGUAUCAGAAGAAGUAGUGUAAGUGCACAAUGAUUGCAUAUGUCUACUGUAAAUUUUAUUUAAUCUGUUAUUUUUUGUUUGUUUUUAAAAAUAUAAAAGUCGAGAAAAAAUCUAUCAAAACAUC